UUGCGGCAUGGAAACUGCACGUGAAAGCUCAAGAAUCAUGUUAGCAAAAGAAGUCGCGCACAUAAAUCACGUAGAGCCUCUAGGAGGCUAGGAAUAAGGUUUUUACAGAAAGUUUGAUCGAGUUAAAAACACUGAAAAAUAAGCUGUGAAUACAUAAGUAACAACUUAUUUCCACAGUAAGAAUGGGCCCUCGAAUUGACGAUGUGAUGAAGUUGUGUUGUGAGCUGUCUGCCAAUCAGCAGAUCAAGUCCACAGUAAAAGGUUCUGGGAAGGGAGCAGCAGCUGCAGGGGGACUCGCUUUCGCUGGAGGCUUGAUGGGUGGUCCCCUCGGUAUAGCUGUGGGUGGUGCUGUGGGUGGUCUCCUUGGCUGCUGGCUGACCAGUGGGCAGUUCAGACCGCUUCCACAGAUCAUAAUGGAGCUCAGCCCUCAGCAGCAGCAGAAGCUGUAUGAUGAUCUCAUGGUGAUCCUGGGAGAUAUUCAGUGGACCGACCUGGCUCAGUUAACCGUUCUGGUGAUGGGCAACUCCAUGCUGAAGCAGCAGGCCACGGCGGCUCUUAUCGGGUACAUCUCUAAGGAGCUCCAGGCUGAGGUGCACUAUGUGGAUUAGUGUCCAUCCAAAAACUGAAUGGGCUGACCCAAAGGCUUACAGGCUCAGAGGAAUGGUACCAUGAAGAAAAAAUAUGAACUGUAAAAAAAUACAGCAGUGCCAACACAAUCAUCAUUUAUCAGUAAUAAGCCAGUUAGCAUUUUGUUAUAAAACUGUGCUGUAUGUUUUGGGACAAAAAAAAAAAAAAAUCCAGAUUUUUUACUUGAAGGAAUUAUUUAUUAUGCCUUUGCCUGCACUGAAGAGCCAGAAGAGACCAGUCUGGCUUUAAAUGUAACGGGGAAAUUAUGGCCUGACAGACAUGAUGAUGGGAAACAUCACUAUGUACCCAUGUGUUUAGUUAAUAGUUUUUCUAAAUCAUGGAGUUAAUCAUGAAAAUGCUCAUAAUAUCAAGAAUAUGGGUCAAGUGCAUCUCAAUAUGUCACAAUAUUAUUGAAAGGCAUAUGGAUUGCUGUUGCAAAAGUAAUUAACAUUCACUACAAAGUACACUCAGGGUGAUAUAUUUCAAGUGUUUUCAGUUGUUUUUUUGAUUAUGGAUGAAAUUUAAUUUCUGAGGAAAUUAGAACAAAAAAAAUAGGAUAGGUUUAAAAUAAUUUUUAAUACAGAAAUGAUGUGGACUCGACAGCUGUCCUUCAGACAGCCACCGACACCCUUCACAAGGCUGGUAGCCAACAAAAUGUUUCUUAAAGAAACUGAGAAUUUGGAUUGCUAGUUCUACUUAAAUUAAUUCAAAAUUAAAUGGAAGGCAAAGGCAACGUUGAUAAAGGCACAAGCAACAGAGAUUAGUAGAACUUUAAUAAGAUUGUAAAGCCAUUUUGAGAGUUUGGGGCAAUUUAAAGAACUCCAAACUGGGAGUGGUCACCAGGUGGAGUCGGUAUUUGAAGAGCCACUAAAUACAGACGUACCCAGGGUGUGUAGUACAAGAAAAACUUCUGCUUUAACACAAGGAAAAAUAUCCUUUUCUCGAAUAUUGUUUUCCUUGUGUUAAACUCCUGCUUAAGAAACACCACCAGAAGCAUCUACUGGAUUUUAUCAAGUCUAAGGUCAUUGCAUCCAUCAAAUUUUGGAGCACUUUUUGCUGCCUUCUGCUGACAAGCUUCACAGAUAUGCCGACACUACCAGAAGUACCAAUACCUGGUUUAAUAACCAUGGUGUCACUGAGUUUAAUGGUCAAAAGGAUUGGUUGAUCUAAAGACAUGGACAGACCUGUAGAGUUUUAUGACGAGGUAGAUGAGACGACAGCAGUGAUUCAUGCAAAAAGAGCCGUGGCGUCACUUUCUGAGACAUUAAAGUUUGGUUUUCAUUGCUAUAAGCCAUUAAUCAUGUAAAUAACAAACAUCCUUGAAAUAUAUCACUGUGUAAUGAAUUCGAUUGCCUUAAUUGAAGUAAUGAAGUCACUACUUAAUAUUUAUUAAUGAACUAAUAUGAAAUGUGAAUGACUAGCACUACCUAAUGGCCUUGCCUGUUAAUAAAUGAGUGUUUUCAAAAAA
Messenger RNA from Poecilia latipinna (sailfin molly), 2095 nucleotides. RefSeq names its product protein C19orf12 homolog. The transcript is spliced from 3 exons. Lineage: Eukaryota; Metazoa; Chordata; Actinopteri; Cyprinodontiformes; Poeciliidae. The coding region runs from base 183 to 608 and encodes 141 amino acids. The record is from RefSeq and is a predicted model, not a curated record.